AUGGAAGCAGUUAAGGAAUCAUUUUUCACAAAUUUGCUUCUGUUGGAAUUCGAUCCAUUGGCUAUGGGACUCAAACACAGGAUUGCUUUCAACAAGGACAUGUUCAUGCUUCCAAAUAAGAAGGCUCUGGAUGAGGUGCUCUAUUUUCUCUUCAACAAACUGGACCCAGUCAGGUGCUACUCUGAUUUCAGAGAUUGUUGGCCAAUAUUGGAUAAAAAACAAGAGCAACAUUUUAGAAGACAAGUAACUAACUGGCUCAAUCAAAUCACUAAAGUUGAUCCGCAGGCCAACCUGCCUAGAUUAGUGACAAUAUUUUUAUCACCCAAUGGUGACAAACUCUACAAUUACCUGCUCUCAUUUUCGAGAUAUGUUCUACAAUGUUCUUUGUCCUCCAAGUUUAACAAAAUGAUCUGCAAGAAUUUCCUUGCCUUUCCUCCCCAAGUGGCAUCACAAAGUACUCAACUGAUUAGUGAAAAUAUUGAAAGAAUGUUGACAGCGGCAGCAAACGUUGAGGCCAAGAAGCAUGAAUCGUCUGUCAAAGAUUUGGAAAGGGCUCAAAACAUGUGGCAAGAAUAUUCAAAUGAGACAGUGUUGAGGUACAGAGAAGACGUGAAAUCCAUCAGAGAGUUGGAGCAGAGAAUUUGGCAAAUCAAAAAAUCCAUUUCAAAUAUUCCCAAGCAAUAUCUUGAUAUAUCAGCUGAAAGAAUAUCUAAGGUAUCAAAGGAAGUGGAUAAAUUAACCUCAGUGGCCUCACAUGUUCUCAGCAAUCGAGAUAUAGUAUCAUCUUUCGUAGAUGGCAGAGUCGGAGAGCAUAGGUUGGAUGCUAAUGAUCUGAAGGUUUCGAUAUCAAAGGAAUUUAUGAAGAGAUGCAAGCAACACCAAAGCCUUACGAACAAGUUGAUGCCUCAUAUGAAGGCUUCCACAACAGAACUCAGGGAAUCAGCUACUAAAGAUAUCAACAACAAUUCUAAACUUUACAAGUUACCAUGUGGUUUCAAGCUCUUCCCUACAGCCUGCCAUCUCUUUAAGGAUGCUACAGUCAAUGUUUCAUCAGCAGCAGCAGUAUGCAGUCAACAAUCAUUUAUCCCAAAUUUAUUUCAGUGGGGUAGUAUGAGCUCUGAAUAUAAUGAGGCCGUAACUCAAGACGAGGCAAAGUUAUUUUUGAAGAAAAUUAAAGAAGAUGUAAGGAGGAAGGCAAAGACUGCAGAGAAAAAUGCUGAAGUAAGAGUGGAUAAAAGAAAGCUAAAUAGAGAUAGUAAUGUGGAUGAGGGUAAGGACAGUCUAUCCAAUACCUCAGUCUCCAUUAAUAAUCCACAACAACUAACGACAAUGAAUGAUAAACCAAUGACAUCAACAACACGGAUGUCUUUAAAACUUCAAAAAUACAUCAACACAAGACAACAACAGCAUAAAACAUCACAACAGAAUGAAAUUGAACAACAACAACAAACUCAACAAAGCUACAAUCUUGCAUCUAAACAUGCCACAAAUGCUGCUACUACAGACGCUGCCGAUGCCAGAGAUGAUGUUCUAGCAGAUAAGAGGGCUAAAAAAAACCACUUAUCCGGUAAGAAAAAUGAAAAAAAAAAUGUUCGAAAAAUGAAUCGUACGUCUAUGAAUUAA
Molecule: messenger RNA, 1623 nt
Organism: Helobdella robusta
Lineage: Eukaryota; Metazoa; Annelida; Clitellata; Rhynchobdellida; Glossiphoniidae
Exons: 12
Coding region: 1-1623 (540 amino acids)
Biological process (GO): spindle assembly
Cellular component (GO): mitotic spindle microtubule; HAUS complex
Molecular function (GO): microtubule binding
Source: RefSeq, a predicted model, not a curated record